AUGAAUGACACCACGGCAAUCACAUUGCCAGGAUAUACUCCAGGUUUCUGUCCUGAACACAUUGGAGUACCACCACCGGCAUUUCAAACUGAUGUAAUACAUCCGCCUAUUCUCAAUCAAGUGCCUGGGCUGUAUUCCUCAAAAGAAGGACUCGAUGGCUUCUUUAUCCCACCCAAUGCGGUUUUUGACAUGGAGCCUGGGUUGCGUCGAUAUGAUUGCGUACCCGGACCAUCCGGCAAUCCCCCGUCAGUCACAUUGCCAACUGACGAGACCGAAAGAGUCGGCAGCUGGCAGCCUGAUGCCCGGGGGCAGUUGCAGCAAAUCAUGCAGAUUUCGGGACAAAGCAGCUCCUCAGGGGUCGAUCCAAGCCGUCCUAGAAACCAAAAGCCUAAACGAAUGCCAAAAACAGACCAGUUUGAAAAGCCCAAACGUCAGCGCAAUGCUAAGAAUAAUACCACGGCCGCGGCCAAAUACCGCUGCCGCAGACGGGAUGAGGCAUCGGCGCUUACUUCUCAAGAGCAGUCUUUGGAACAGCAGAACCGAUAUCUUUCCGCAUGCAUAGAAGCUUUAACUGUUGAGAUAAAUUAUCUCAAGACCCAGCUGUUACAGCAUACGAGUUGCAGCUGUGUUCUCAUCCAAACCUACAUCGCGUCGGAGGCCAAGAGGAUUGUCGAGAGUGGUCUCCCUGAUUCUUCGGCUUUUCAAGCCAACCUUGGCUCAACAAGCCGAAGUCGUCCAAGUCAAAGUGAAACAGUCGAUAGCCCACAAGAGUCGUUGGGUAUACUGAUACCAGGGUCCGAAGCAAAGUCCCUAGCUUGGCCGCAGUCCAUUCAACAAGACUUUGCAUCUUCGAUGAUGGGAGGUGGUAUGGCGGAUAUGAUCACGGAACCUUAUAGCAAGGGACUGGUAUAUAUGCAUAACCAGUAUCUUGUCAAUAUGGCACUUCCUUGUCAAACUGGAUCUUAG
This is a messenger RNA of Fusarium sp. VM40, 966 nucleotides long. The record is from the annotation of a GenBank genome assembly. NCBI's taxonomy places the organism in Eukaryota, Fungi, Ascomycota, Sordariomycetes, Hypocreales, Nectriaceae.